Messenger RNA from Dovyalis caffra, 1275 nucleotides. The record is from the annotation of a GenBank genome assembly. NCBI's taxonomy places the organism in Eukaryota, Viridiplantae, Streptophyta, Magnoliopsida, Malpighiales, Salicaceae.
AUGAGGCCAAUACGGCUGCCGGAACCGCCGAGUCCCACCAUGGGAGUACCGGAGAUCUUCGAAAACGGCGCAUACAGCGUCAUACGCCGCGCCGUUGUUAUCGGCAACGGAUUUCCCGGUUCAGAAAACCAGAGCCUCGGUUUAGUUCGCGCUCUUGGGCUCUCCGAUAAGCAUGUCUUAUUCAGAGUGAAGAGACCAAGAGGAGGAAUAAAUGAGUGGCUCCAUUGGCUUCCGGUUUCUCUCCACAAAAUUUUAUACUACAUCGUAAGGCGGAUAUAUAGUUAUUCGCGGUUUAUAGUUUCACGAGGGAAUAAACUUGCGCCUCUGCCCUCGGAAAAUGGUGGCAGUGUAGGCUUGUCGUCGAUUUUAGAAGCUGAUUCGAAGCAGAUUGUGAAUAUGGCUCGAGAAAGUUAUGAGAAGGAUGGCCCUUUAUUGGUAGUUGCAUCCGGCAGAGAUACUAUAUCUAUUGCAAGCUCUAUAAAACGUUUAGCAUCAGAAAAAGUUUUUCUUGUUCAGAUACAACAUCCAAGGUCAGACUUGAGUAGGUUUGACUUGGUGGUCGCACCUCAUCAUGAUUAUUAUGCUUUGACUCCUCAAGCACAGGAACAAGUUCCCCGUUUUCUUCGGAAGUGGAUAACUCCACGUGAACCUCCGGACCAGCAUGUGGUUCUUACUCUGGGAGCCUUACAUCAAGUUGAUUUUGCUGCACUGCGCAGUGCAGCUAGUACAUGGCAUGAUGAGUUUGCACCUUUGCCAAAGCCUUUACUGGUGGUUAAUAUUGGAGGGCCUACAUGUCGCUGUCGUUAUGGAACUGACCUCGCAAAGCAGUUAUCUGCCCUUUUGACUAACGUCCUUGUGAGCUGUGGGAGUGUCAGAAUAUCUUUCUCAAGUAGGACACCUGAGAAGGUUUCAAACAUAAUAAUCAAAGAACUUGCAAAUAAUCCAAAAGUUUACAUCUGGGAUGGUGAAGAGCCAAAUCCGUAUAUGGGACAUUUAGCUUGGGCAGAUGCAUUUGUUGUCACAGCAGAUUCAGUCAGUAUGAUAAGCGAGGCUUGCAGUACUGGGAAACCUGUUUACGUGAUGGGAUCUGAGCGUUGCACAUGGAAGUUGGCUGACUUCCAUAAAUCUUUGAGGGAGCGAGGAGUGGUUCGACCAUUUACAGGAUCCGAGGAUAUUUCGGAAAGCUGGAGCUAUCCUCCUUUGAAUGACACUGCUGAAGUUGCUCGUCGAGUUCAUGAAGUGCUUGCUGAAAGAGGAUUGAGAGUGCGGCCAUAA